AUGAUGCGGCGGUCGGGAGUCUUCCUCACGGCUCUGGCGAUGGAUGUCAAAUCGUCGUUUCCUACCUCCUCGACAGCGACAAAAUCGGAGCAGGAGAAAACAGUAAAUGAAGCGGCAGUGACAGAGGAGUUGUCGGCCUACACCCCGUCUGCAUCAGAGGCGCCAGAACUCCUGCAGCCGUAUGUAGAACCAAAGCCGUUUGUAAGUGCCAAGCGCCUGCAGGUGUUCCUUGCCUCGAUGGGCAUCGGUGCAACCACCAUAUGUGUAGUGUACUAUCUUCUUAGUAAGUCAAUGAGCGGCAACCUCGAGGAGGAGCAGCGGUAUGUGCAGCGCGUGGUGGAGUCAAACCGACUGGCAAUGCUGGAUCCACAGAGCCUUAUCCCUGACUUUAAUGCACCCAGCUCUUUUUCUGAAUUGAAGGAGAAGAUGCGGCAGCACGAGCGGGAGAUUGAACGGAAGCAAAAAGAAGUCAGUCGCAGCACUAUCAUGCUUCAUACGGAGGCGGUAUUCCGAGUGAAAUUGUGGUGGAACGCGUGUCUCACACAUCUUCAGGACGCAUUUGAUGGGCUCGGAAGCACAAUUCAGAAGCGCAAAGAGCGUGCUGCAAUUGCCCACAUUAAGGGCGUCUUGGAUGAGGAAGGGUACGAGUUGGUGAAGCUGCGAAAUGGGAAAACUCAUAUCUGGUGA
Messenger RNA from Trypanosoma grayi, 687 nucleotides. RefSeq lists its product as hypothetical. Lineage: Eukaryota; Euglenozoa; Kinetoplastea; Trypanosomatida; Trypanosomatidae. The record is from RefSeq and is a predicted model, not a curated record. The coding region runs from base 1 to 687 and encodes 228 amino acids. The transcript has a single exon.